Sorghum bicolor (sorghum) is the source of this 5200-nucleotide messenger RNA. RefSeq lists its product as uncharacterized. The transcript has 19 exons. The coding region runs from base 761 to 4249 and encodes 1162 amino acids. Lineage: Eukaryota; Viridiplantae; Streptophyta; Magnoliopsida; Poales; Poaceae. Gene Ontology annotation, molecular function: protein binding. The record is from RefSeq and is a predicted model, not a curated record.
GUUGUGGAUUCUAUUAUAAACUACCGCAUGUAAACGAAAAAAACUACAAAUAAUCUAGGUGGAAUGAUCUCAGAUUCAUUCGAACAAAUAAAGAUACAGUUAUUAUAACCAUUAUUGUUAGUCCCUGCUUUUGUUUGAGGUUCAAAUUCUCCUGCAGAACGAAUGAGUUAUGUUUGUUAAAUUCUGAUUAAUCUGACCCAAGGUUGAUUUCGCGGUAUUUUGUUUUUGUAAUAAAGGGUUUCAGAUCUUAAUGCCCAUCUUUUCACGGUUUCCCUUGCUGCUGGGUAACUCAGUGGAAUUUGAAUCGGUAGAGGUAAAAGGUGAUGCCUUGGUGUGUUCUCGUCUGUUUGAAAGUUGGAAUAAGCAAUUCUGGUCUUAGGAUGAUUGACUGACGAGUUUGCAUGCUGUUUCCAUUUUCAGGACACUCUAAUUUUCAGUUACUUCUCAGUUGAACUGCGUCUUCUUCUUUUGUUUUCUUCUUCAAAAAAGCAGUUUUAUCCUUUUCUUGUGUUAUGUUAACUUUGUUUUGGAGAAACAGGUGAUACAUUGGUGCAUUGAUUGCAGAACGAAGUGUUAUGUGUCCCGGAACCAAACUGCUCUAACUGAUGGUGGAGAGGUAACCUAUACAGACAAAGUUAUAGUUGGAAUUAGUAAUUUCUUCAGGAUUACUGCUGGGGAGGUGGAGACGCCACAAGUUUUCAGUCAUACAAAGCGAAAAAUCUGGUUGUGAGAUUGUUGACGUGUCUUCCUGGGGCAUGAGAUGGGCUGCUUCAAUUCUAAGCCAAGUGAUGCUGGUGCAAUCAGAAGAAGACCUGGGAACAUUGGUGAAGUUGCUGUGUUUAUACCUGGAUUGCGGGUUCCUGAGAGUUUGGAGCUAUCUCAGCCGCUAAGCGAUGGCCACCCGAGGAGGCUGACCGAACGUUUGGCUGCGUUGAGGAGCCGAAUAGUGGUCAUGGCUGCUCGUGAGGCAUUGUCGGUGACUAGGCCCAGGAAGCGGACCUUCACCCAGCAUGGAGGAUCUACAUCAGCUGAUCUUCUGCAGGCUUUGGAAGAUUACUUGCCAGUUCUUCUUGGACUGGUAAAAGAGGGGAGCAACUUGGAAGAUAAGAUACAGUUUUCCUGGAUGAACCAAGAGGAUGAUGCAGAGGAAACGGCAUUGCCAAGUUCUUGGUAUGAGGUGUUAUCAGUUUUGCACAUGAUGGCUAUGCUGCGUUUAUCUCAAGCAAAUUCCCUGCUUCUUCCAAAGACAUCACUUGAGGGAUACCAUGCUAAAGUAUCUGAAGAUAAUAAACGUGCUUCCGUUGAAAUAUUUCUCAAGGCAUCUGGGUUCUUGGAGUGUGCUAUCCAACAUGUUCUUCCUAGAAUAUCCCCAGAAAAUAGGAAAGGUCUUCCUGUAGACUUAUCUGAAGGAGUCCUGAAAGCGAUCUGCAUGCAAGCUCUAGGUCAAGCAAUUGAUGUCCAACUUGGGUUGGCAAUUGACAGUCCAAAGGCUACCCUGGCAGUGAAAAGGAGGUUAGCAUGUGAGAUGGUCAAGUGCUGGCAACAGGCACAUGAAAGUAUGGCGGAUUUACCUCUGAUUGAUAGCUGGGGCGAGAAGCACAGGCUCUUUGUGAUGUGGAAGUAUAUCGAAGCAAAAGCUGCAGCAUACUAUUAUCAUGGUCUUAUCCUUGACGAAGGCAACACGGAGAAAUCCCACAGGAUGGCCGUGGCAGCAUUGCAAUCUGCGGAGGAGUUUCUCAAGGAGAGCAAAGAUGCGGCGGAAGCCUUCCACGCAGCACCUCCUGUUUCAAGAAGCCCGCCUGCAUGUGGAUCGAUGAAGUAUCUCCAUGAGAAGAUCCAGAAGGACUCGUCCUGCAAAGUUCGCAUCAACAAGGACCUCUACAGCAACGACAGCAUCCGUGAGGCGGUGCCGGCGCUGCCGGAUUUUUCGGUGGCUCUGAAGCCUGAGGAGUACCGGCUCCCUGCUGUGACGGUAGGCGCGGCAAAUGGUGAUAUCCUGUUUUUACACAUGAAUAAGGACCCUGUCCGCACGGGAGACAUAGUUGUUUUCAAUAUUGAGGGCCGUGAUAUUCCAAUUGUCCAUCGUGUGAUCAAGGUUCACGAACGCCAUGGUAUGGCAGAAUUUGAUGUCCUCACAAAAGGUGACAAUAACCGUGACGAUGACCGAAUGGGAAUGCUGUAUGCAAAUGGGCAGCUUUGGCUUCAGCGACAGCACAUUAUUGGACGGGCUGUUGGCUAUCUGCCUUAUGCUGGGUGGCUUACAAUCGCCAUGACGGAGAAACCAGUCCUCAAGAUUUUAUGGAAUUGUGGAAACCAAGAAAAAGUAGUAGUAGUAGUAGUAGUAGUGAUAGUUUGUAGGGAAUUUUCUUGGAUCCAAUCUCAUAUUACUGAUGAUGACAAUAAUACACGUCGCCACAGCUGCCUGCCAUGCCAUGCCAUGCCACCCAUGGCGGCAUCCCGCGCCGCCGUCGACCUCUCCCGAGAGCUCUGCGCCGCCGUCAUCAAAUCCACCUUCCGGCCCAACAUCCACCUCGCGCUCCUCGCCGCCGCGCCGUCCCUUCUCACCGCCGUCCUCAACCGCCUCUCCCCGCUCCCCGCCGCCGCGUUCGCCUUCUUCCGCGCGCUGCCACCGCCGCACCCGCUGGACGCCACGCUCGCCCUCCUCCACCUCCUGGCGCCGCACCCGCGGCACCACCCCGCCGCUCGGGCGCUCCUCCGGGACCUCUCCCUCCGCCACCCGCUCUCCUCCCCGCUCCUCCUCCCCUCGCUCCUCGCCGCCGCCGACCCCCGCGUCCCCAGCUGGCUCGUCCUCGUCCUCGCCCAGUCCGCGCGCCCCCACGACGCCUUACGGGUGUUCGACCAGAUGCGCGCGCGCGGCCUCGCUCCCGACGCCCACGCCUGCACCGCGCUCCUCACCGCGCUCGCCAGGGCCCGGAUGACGGCCACUGCGCGCAGGGUGUUCGACGAAAUGGCCAGGGCGGGGCUCGCCGUCAGCACGCACGUCUACAACGCCAUGCUGCACGUGUGCCUCAAGGCCGGGGACGCCGCGCGUGCCGAGGCGCUCGUCACCAGGAUGGACGCGGCUGGCGUGCCCUUGGACCGAUUCUCCUAUAACACUGUCAUCGCACUCUACUGCAAGAAGGGGAUGAGAUAUGAGGCCAUGUGUGUGCGAGACCGCAUGGACAAGGAGGGGAUACGUGCGGACACCGUCACAUGGAACUCCUUGAUCCAUGGCUUGUGCAAGUACGGCAGGGUGAAGGAGGCGGCUCAACUCUUUACAGAGAUGGCAGCGGCACAAGCGACACCAGACAAUGUGACUUACACCACACUGAUUGAUGGGUACUGUCGCGCGGGCAAUAUUGAGGAGGCGGUCAAGCUCCGAGGCGAGAUGGAGGCAACCGGGAUGCUCCCAGGGGUCGCGACUUACAAUGCCAUUCUCAGGAAGCUAUGUGAGGAUGGCAAGAUGAAGGAAGUUAAUCAGUUGCUUAACGAGAUGGACGAGAGGAAGGUGCAGGCUGAUCAUGUGACCUGCAACACGCUGAUCAACGCUUACUGCAAGAGAGGGCACAUGACCUCAGCAUGCAAGGUCAAGAAAAAGAUGAUGGAGUCUGGGCUGCAGCUCAAUCAGUUCACUUACAAGGCUCUCAUCCAUGGAUUCUGCAAGGCCAAGGAGCUCGAUGAAGCCAAGGAAGCCUUCUUUCAGAUGGUCGAUGCAGGGUUUUCACCCAACUAUAGCGUAUUUUCAUGGCUUGUCGAUGGUUUCUGCAAGAAGAACAAUGCAGAUGCAGUGCUACUCAUCCCUGAUGAACUUAUGAAAAGAGGCCUUCCACCAGAUAAAGCAGUAUAUAGAUCUCUGAUUCGAAGACUUUGCAGAAAAGGGCUGGUUGAUCAGGCACAAAAAGUAUUUGACCAGAUGCAAAGCAAAGGCUUAGUCGGUGACAGUCUUGUAUACGCCACACUCGCAUACACAUAUCUAACAGAAGGAAAGCCAGUUGCUGCUUCGAAUACCUUGGACGGUAUGGCAAAGAAUCAAUUGUACAUAACACCCCAGAUUUACAACUGCCUGUGUACCUCUUAUGCUGAUGAGAAGGAAACCCUCAAUAUACUGUGGGUUCGUGCUAUUGAGAGAGGCCUAAUCAAGAAGAGUGUGUACAAACUGAUGCACCAAGCAAGGCUGGAAUCAACGAACCUUGCAGUUGAGACUGGGGGAUACGAUCCUUUUUCAAGGCCAGACUAUCUAGAGGGCUAAACUUGACACUAGAAUACAACUGGAUCCAGGACAUUCAGGGUGCAACCUUUGUUGGUGUUAUCGCUGAAUACCUUGAUAUUUGGUGUUAUCUGGGAUUGUGCUGCAGCCAGUGAAUAUACUCAUCGCUGGCCACUUUCAGCUUUGAGACAGUACUCAGCCAACUCAGUUCAUGAGAACUUCUUUCAAGGCUCUGCCCAGUUUCAGUGAUGGGGGCUUAUAUGGAAGCCAUGGGCGCCAGGCAAAUGCCAUUUGCUUCUUUGGUUGGUGGUACAUAAACGGUGCUGGACUAUGGACCAACUUGCUCUACAAAGUUUGCUGCAUCCGGUGUGUUGUCCUCACUGUGAUCAGGUCGAUGAUGGACAAUUGAUCACCAGCUCACUAAUUGUGUUUUUGCCAGACAUUUCGGGUUCAGUCCUCUGCGGGGAUUUGGCCUUCAAGGUGUGUCACCUUCUGUUGAAGAUAGAUCCUUUGAUUACUUGUGGAGCAGGGCCAGUUAACGGACUGGUGCAGAAAUACCUCAAUUUUCUUGGAGCCCAGACUCUGGAAGCAUCGGAAUCGCUAUGUUUUCGAUGGCACUGCCCCAGAAAUGGCAGGUGCCUUGCUGCUUGCCGAAGAGGAGGCACAGCUUUGGGUAAUGGCUGGGGCUCAUGGCAUUGUCCCUCUUGACUCACCUAGUGAUUAUGCUUAGGUUGCGGCCAUUAGUAUUUCAGUCACAGACUCACAAGCAUGGAUGUAAAGCUAAGCACUGACAGUGCGAGUUACUCGAGGCUGUACCUUUUCUGAUGAUAUGCAGCGAGAAAAACAAAUGAUACCUGUAUACAGAAUUGCAGUUGUACGGCAAAGUCAAUGUGUUCUAUCCCGUAAUGAUUUUCAAUCAUAUCAACACCCAAAUGACCUUAGUUAACUAUGUACUCUUUUCUCGGUCCGCAACCAUGAAUUCUUCACCUAUAA